Molecule: messenger RNA, 941 nt
Organism: Carassius carassius (crucian carp)
Lineage: Eukaryota; Metazoa; Chordata; Actinopteri; Cypriniformes; Cyprinidae
Product: surfeit locus protein 4-like
Exons: 6
Coding region: 119-928 (269 amino acids)
Biological process (GO): Golgi organization
Cellular component (GO): membrane; endoplasmic reticulum; endoplasmic reticulum-Golgi intermediate compartment
Source: RefSeq, a predicted model, not a curated record
UUCGAAGCGACGCGCUGCAUUGUGGGACGGCAGCGGCGGAGGCCUUGACAGACAGCAGCGCUUCUGAGUGUUUGACACACGCGAGGUGAUCUUGUUAUUUGGCUGAUAUCGGUGAGUGAUGCGGCAGGAGGACCUGAUGAGCGCGGCGGAGGACACGGCGGAUCAGUUCCUGCGGGUCACUAAGCAGUAUCUGCCUCACGUCGCUCGCCUGUGUCUCAUCAGCACCUUCCUGGAGGACGGCAUCCGCAUGUGGUUCCAGUGGAGCGAGCAGAGAGACUACAUCGAGGCCACCUGGAGCUGCGGGUACUUCCUCGCCGCCGGCUUCGUGCUGCUCAACCUCAUCGGACAGAUCGGUGGAUGUGUCCUGGUCCUCAGCAGAAACGGUGUGCAGUACGCUUGCUUCGGGUUGUUCGGCAUUAUUGCACUUCAGACAGUCGCAUACAGUAUUCUGUGGGAUCUCAAGUUUUUCAUGAGGAACCUGGCUCUAGGUGGAGGACUGCUGCUGCUGCUGGCCGAGUCUCGCUCUGAAGGGAAGAGCAUGUUUGCCGGCGUGCCGUCGAUGGGCCAGAGCUCUCCGAAGCAGUACAUGCAGCUGGGAGGACGUGUGCUUCUGGUGCUCAUGUUCAUGACACUGCUGCAGUUCGACUCCAGCUUCUUCUCUAUCCUGCAGAACAUGGUGGGGACGGCGCUCAUCGUCCUGGUGGCCGUGGGCUUCAAGACUAAACUAGCCGCUCUGACGCUGGUGCUGUGGCUCCUGGCCAUCAACGUCUACUUCAACGCCUUCUGGACGGUGCCUUCCUACAAACCCAUGCACGACUACCUCAAAUACGACUUCUUCCAAACCCUGUCGGUCAUCGGAGGCCUGCUGCUGGUGGUGGCGCUCGGCCCCGGUGGCGUGUCGAUGGACGAGAAGAAGAAGGAGUGGUGAGGAGACGUUCACG